Messenger RNA from Austrofundulus limnaeus, 1931 nucleotides. RefSeq names its product cytochrome P450 2F2. Gene Ontology annotation, biological process: xenobiotic metabolic process. Gene Ontology annotation, molecular function: iron ion binding; oxidoreductase activity, acting on paired donors, with incorporation or reduction of molecular oxygen, reduced flavin or flavoprotein as one donor, and incorporation of one atom of oxygen; heme binding. Gene Ontology annotation, cellular component: intracellular membrane-bounded organelle; cytoplasm. The record is from RefSeq and is a predicted model, not a curated record. NCBI's taxonomy places the organism in Eukaryota, Metazoa, Chordata, Actinopteri, Cyprinodontiformes, Rivulidae.
CUCAGACAGACCUAUGGAAAUGUCUACAGUCUGUUCCUUGGUACCAGACCAGCUGUGGUCAUCAAUGGGUUGAAGGCCAUGAAGGAGGCCAUGUUGGUUAAAGCUACAGACUACGCUGGUCGACCUCAAGACAUGUUAACUGGUGAUGUAUUUCAGCGUAAAGGAGUAACUUUUGUCGAUUAUGGGCCUGUUUGGAAGGAACAUCGUCGUUUUGCAGUGAUGACUCUGAGAAAUUUUGGUCUGGGGAAGAAAUCCAUGGAGGAGAGAAUUCAUCAAGAGAUUCAGUUCACCGUUAAAACACUGGAAAAGAGCAUUGGUAAAAUUAUGAGUCCUCAGGUGAUGUUCCAUAAUGCAGCCUCCAACAUCAUCUGUAAGGUUCUGUUUGGGACCCGUUAUGAGUACGAAGAUGAAACCAUCAAAAAGGUUGUUCGAUGGUUUACAGAGAUGACUAAAAUAGCCAAUGGACCAUGGGCCAUGCUGUACGACUCAGUUCCAUAUGUUUCCUACCUGCCGCUGCCCUUUAAAAAGGCCUUUAAGAACAUGGAGCUGUACCUCGACUUUUCAAAUGGUUUGGUGAACGAGCACAAGAGGACCAGAACCCCUGGAGAACCUCGAGACUUUGUGGACUGCUACCUGGAUGAACUGGAUAAACAGAGAGAAGAUUCUUCAUUUUCUGAGGAACAGCUCAGAAGGAUCACUUUUGAUCUUUAUAUUGCUGGAACUGACACCACCUCCAACACCCUCCUGACUGGGUUUCUGUACCUCAUGAACCAUCCUCAGGUCCAAGAUCGAUGUCAGCAGGAGAUCGAUCAGGUUCUGGAUGGGAGGAAUCGGGUCAGUUUUGAGGACAGACACAACAUGCCUUACAUGCAGGCUGUGAUCCAUGAAGUCCAGAGGGUUGCCAACACUGCUCCUCUCAGUCUCUUCCACUGCUCCACUAAAGACACAGAGCUGAUGGGAUAUGACAUUCCUAGGGGUACCAUGGUCAUCCAGAACAUGGAAUCAGUGCUGAGGGAGGAGGGUCAGUGGAAGUUCCCUCACGAGUUCAAUCCUGAGAAUUUCCUGAACGAACAGGGAGAGUUUGUCAAACCAGAGGCCUUCAUGCCUUUCUCUGCAGGUCCUCGGAUGUGUCUGGGAGAGGGUCUGGCUCGUAUGGAGCUGUUCCUCAUGACGGUGACCCUGUUGAGGAAGUUUAAUUUACCCUGGCUGCCUUUUUAACAAUCAUUUUGUGAAGUGUCAUAUAAAGUUGUUGAGUUUGACAGAGUUAAAAUGAUGUUGAAAGUGUUAGCUAACAGCAGUGUGUAGCAUACUCUCCUCUCAUUGGUCAGUCAAUGAAACCUUUGCUGACUGGUUGUAGCACCAUGCAACAGCAACAAAAGUUUAACAUUUUUCAACUUUCAUAMGUUGCGUUCCAAGCUUGCGUGUGCACAUCUAUGUGUACAAGCGCAAAAUAUCACAUGCACGAGUUUCGCUGGUCGCUUGGCUGGAGCAGGGUGAGUGAUUGUCGCCUCAUCGCACAAGCUCCGUAGGAAAUGAAUGGAGAGAGAGCAACAUCGUCUCCUGUGUGUCGAGCAAAUUAGUUUUUCAGUUUGAAAGGCUUAAAAAAAGGCUUGUUUUCAUCAUAAAUACCUUGUUAGAGAAGAACCCAUUGAAUGAUUAUUUUUACUUGUACAAAAUAAAUCCAAUGUGUGGAAUGUUGAAAACGUGAUAAUAAAGAAUAUUCAAAAUAAAUUGUAGCCUUUAUAUUUUAAAUAUUGCUCAAAACCCAACACUGAAACGUGUUAAGUGUAGAUCUGCAGAUUAAUAAGUCAAACAUAUAAAUAAAUGUAAACCAGGGAGUGUUAUUCUUUACUAAACUAUUCUAUACCAAAUUGUAGGAAAAAUAUGRGUUGUUCAAAAUGGUAUGUCCGAAUAAAUAGGAAUCCGCAGGA